Epithele typhae is the source of this 1281-nucleotide messenger RNA. RefSeq names its product FAD/NAD(P)-binding domain-containing protein. The record is from RefSeq and is a predicted model, not a curated record. Lineage: Eukaryota; Fungi; Basidiomycota; Agaricomycetes; Polyporales; Epitheliaceae. The transcript has 4 exons. Bases 1 to 1281 code for a protein of 426 amino acids. Gene Ontology annotation, biological process: secondary metabolite biosynthetic process. Gene Ontology annotation, molecular function: FAD binding.
AUGCCCGACCUUGACCUCGACAUCUACGAAGGUGCUCACCAGCUGGCGGAGGUCGGCGCCGGUAUCGGUGUGGCCCCUCGCGUCUGGGCGAUCCUCCAAUCCCUCGGCCUGGAGCGGGCUCUGCUCGAGGCAAGCGGAACAACGGACAGCGGCACGGUGCCUCUGCGCUACCUGAAGGGCGAUCAGCACGAGUCCGCCGAGAUCCUCGAGUUCACGUCCCCGAUCCGCACCUUCCACCGCGCGCACAUACAGCAAGUCUUCAUGCACCACCUCAAGAACCCGGAGCAGACCCUCCACUUUUCGAAGCGUCUCGUCCGCUACGCAGAGCCCGAGAACCUCACCGCCCCGAUCGUCCUCACGUUCAAGGACGGCACGACUGCGAGCUGCGACGUCCUCCUCGGCGCCGACGGCAUCAAGAGCCCGAUCCGCCACCAGAUGUACAACGAGCUCGCGGACGCAGCGGAGAAGCGCGGUGACGCCGACGGCGCUGCGGCGCUGCGGGACGUGAUCCCGCCGGUGUGGUCGGGCAUGGUUGCGUACCGCGCCGUCGUGCCCGCGGACAAGCUCACGCAAGAUGUCAAGGACCUGGCGAAGCCGAUGAUGAACAUCUUCCUCGGCAAGUGGCGCUACGUCGUCUGCUUCCCCAUCUCGCGCGGGCAGGCGUACAACGUCGCCGCGAUGGUCGAGACGCCCGGGGGCGAGGGCACGCAGUACGACGGGCCUUGGUCGGCGCCGUCGACGGCGGCGGAGGUGCUGAGGCACUUCCCCGGCUGGGACCCCAAGAUCAGGAGCAUCCUCAGCGUGACACAUGACGGCCCGACCGACUGGGCGGUGAAAACGCUCAAGGAGCUCCCCACCUUCGUGCACGGCCGCGUCGCGCUCCUCGGCGACGCCGCGCACGCGAUGACGCCCAGCCAGGGCUCCGGCGCGGGCCAGGCGAUCGAGGACGGGUACGUGCUUGCGGCGGUGCUCGCGCAGCCGGCCGUGGCGCGCGCGACCCUCGCCGCGGCGCUCGCGGUGUACGACGCGGUGCGCCGGCCGUUCGCGCAGGACGUCGCGCGCCGGUCGCGCGAGAGCACCCGCCUCUACCACUUCCAGCGGCUCGGGUGGGAGGAUGUGAGCGAGGACGAAUGCGCCCGUGGGGGGUACUCGCGCGUGCAGCUGGAGCCGAUCGGGCGGACGAUCGAGGAGGAGAUGAGGUGGGUGCACUCGUCGCGGAUCGAGGAGGAGGAGGAGCGCGCGGUGCAGACGGUGAGGGAGAGGCUGGGCGCGCUGGUAUGA